CGCGGGAAGAGUUGUCUGGAAAAAUUCCAGUCAAAAUUCAAGCUGUUUUGCUGGAGAAAGCAUUCAAGGGGUGAUGGCUCGUUGAUGAAGCACGAACAGGAGCAGCGGGAAAUUAAAGCCUUCCACUACCGCAUCAAUAAAUGAAUUAGCUUGCAGAGGACAGCCAAUCGCUUCACUCUCCCUGCGAUCGCUGUUGAUUUAAUCUUUGCGUAUGUGAGAAGGAGGAGAGGAAGGAGAAAACUAAAUUUCAAAGAGUUGAAUCAAAGAGAGGUUGAAAGAAGGGUAAAGAGUCUGACACCGCAACAACGAAGGGUUGCCCGUAGGGCCCCGUCCGUCGCAGGCGCAGCUCCCAGACACAGACACACAUCUUCCUCGUGAGGGUUGGUUGAUUCAAUUGCUGGAAUGGAGUAGAUGAAAGAAAGGAGGAGGAAGAGCAGCAGUAAGUGAGGAGGGUCGAGGUAGAGGGUUACAGCUGUGGUGGACGUGAAAGCAGCAGAGACCACACACGUAGGCGAUGCGUGAUGACUGAUACAAAUCUCUGCAGGAAUAAUAAAUGACAGCAGCACCAGUUUGCAGCGUUAAUUAUUGAGGGGUUGGACCAGGGUGCAGGGCGUGGGAGGGGCGAAGCGUAACCUUGUCGGUUGUUCCCAAUUCUCUUCUCUUCUCUUCUCUUCUCCUCUCCUUCCUGAUCGUCUCGUAUCGUCUCGUAUCGUCUCUUUGAAUGGAUGAGCCAAGGAUAAGCAACGGGGUUUCUUCACACCUUUCCCCUUUUCGCGAACAGAAGGGGAGUUAGGAGACCAUCACCAUGCACACCGUAUCCCACGCCACGCCCACUACUCACUCCUCGCUGUUGCUGCGGUCUCUGUAGCUCGCUCUAGCUCUUCUUUUGGUCGAGCCAGCAAUUAUUCACGCGCCGUGAGUCAGUGCAGGAAGAGCUGGAUUCGAUUGCCCCGGCGCGGAGUUGAUUUAGUCCUACAUGCCGAUCGAGAUCUGAGUUGAGAGGGGGCGGUGGCUGCGUGUUGUAGGCGGGAGGUGGUCGAAGCUCGCCGGGGGGUCGUUUUGUAGAAAGUUGAGAUUUUGAUGGAGUUUAGGCACAAUCCGAAUGAGAUUGGGAUCGCUUCCUCUUCUUCUACCGCUUACAAUCCUUCUUUGGUCAGAGGAGGAUCCGCCUUCUCUAAGCCGACUCUUUCCUCCUCUUCUUCUCUUGUUGCGCCCAGGGCAGCAGGAGGCGGUGGCGGAGGAGGAGUAGGGUUGAGAAAUGGGAACAACUUUAGCCAUGCUCAGACGCCGCCGCCGUUGCCGCCAUCUGCUCUUGAAACGGCUCCCACCGUCAUCGAUCACCCUUCACAGUCUGUCGCGAAGAACACGGAUCAAUCUUCCAUCUCCAACUCGCCGCCGCCUCCGGGGGUUUCUGGUGUAGCCGCGACGACCAACUCAAAGGCGAAGACUUCCGCUGGAGCCGUUGAAACGGAUGUCUUGGUGAGGUACAAGGAGUGCCUCCGCAACCACGCGGCGGCGCUCGGGGGCCACGUUCUUGAUGGCUGCGGCGAGUUCAUGCCUGAUGGCGAGCCCGAGACAGCGGACGCGCUCAAGUGCGCGGCAUGCGGCUGCCACCGUAGCUUCCACCGUCGGGAACCGGACGGCAGCGGGAGCUCGUACUACCAUGGCGGUGCGACGCGGCUACCCCUCUUGCUCCCGCCUCCGCCGCCGCCCUCGCACCACCAGAAGUUCCAGUUCAGUGGGUUCUCCACCAGCCCAUCCCCAGCGGCCGGCAUGCCUGGCUUCGUCCACUUCGGCGGCGGAAACAACCCUAGCGGGAGCGGAGGCACCACCACCGAGUCAUCGAGCGAGGAAAAAAUGCGCACAGGGACCCCCACGACCUUUGCCGCCGUCGCUAUGCCGAGGAAGCGGUUCCGGACCAAGUUCACGGCGGAGCAGAAGGACAAGAUGCUGGCUUUCGCGGAGCGAAUCGGGUGGCGUAUCCAGCGGCAAGACGACGCCAUGGUGCAGCAAUUCUGCUCGGAGAUUGGAGUGAGGAGACAAGUCUUGAAGGUGUGGAUGCACAACAACAAGCACGCAACGGCGAGAAAGCAGCCGCAACAGCCUCCUCCCCCGCCGCCCCCAUCUUCUCCACAUCCCAAGCAGGAGCAACAAUCCUUAGUGCAACAGCGCAACCAUCAUCCGCAGCACCUUCAGUAGUUGCUCACUUUGCUCGGCGAUGCCAAAUUAGUGUUCAAAAUAUUGGCUUCAUACUGGUUUGAGCUGCUUCCCCUCUCCUCGCUCUUCAUCUAAACGCUGCUGUUUGGCACUCCAACCUUCAUUUUUUUUAUGUUACAAUCCGCAUUAAUCUAUCAAUCUUCGUGGCCAUUUUAGCUCCAUCCAACGAAUUGAACUUAUAACUUGAACUCGCCUCGCGUUGAUUUCAGUAAAGAGUUUCACAACAACAUUCUCGGGACCUUAGUUUGUGUUUUGAAUUGAUACUGAAAACUAGCAAUCAAGUGCCUUAAUCAUCA
This is a messenger RNA of Zingiber officinale, 2513 nucleotides long. RefSeq names its product zinc-finger homeodomain protein 6-like. Gene Ontology annotation, cellular component: nucleus. Bases 1081 to 2199 code for a protein of 372 amino acids. Gene Ontology annotation, biological process: regulation of DNA-templated transcription; regulation of developmental process. The transcript is spliced from 2 exons. Gene Ontology annotation, molecular function: transcription cis-regulatory region binding; DNA-binding transcription factor activity. The record is from RefSeq and is a predicted model, not a curated record. Lineage: Eukaryota; Viridiplantae; Streptophyta; Magnoliopsida; Zingiberales; Zingiberaceae.